GUCGGCAUGACUGGGUUGACAUUGCUCCGGCGAUCGGCGGUCAGCCAUGCCCACUGGUACGCCCCCGCCCUCGCAGCCAACUGGCAGCGGCCUGUUAGAACGCUUCAAAGGCGCCAACAACAACAACAGGCCAUGCACACCUGUGGGCGGCCCGGUGCAAUUUUCGCAGCAGCAACAGCAUCAACAACAACAACUAUAAAGGCGGCGCAGGCGCCAAAUGUGGCAAGCGACCCCUCGAUCCGCGCCAUGUCUUGCGCUGCUCCCAAACUGGUGGCCGUCGCCGAGUCGCGUCGCUUCAUGAUCGACUGCUUCAAGGCCGUGAAGGUGCCCCAAGCCCAUGCCGAGGCCCAGGCAGAUCUCCUGGUGGCCGCCGAUCACCGCGGUCACUUCAGCCACGGCAUGAACCGCCUGGAAAUGUACAUCAACGAUUUGGCCAUCAACUCCACGGAUGGCGGAGCCAUUCCCAAGAUCCUGAAGGAGACCCCGGCCACCGCCUGGGUGGAUGGCCUCAAUGGCUUGGGCGCCGUCGUGGGAAACUACUGCAUGGAUCUGGCUAUCAAAAAGGCCAAGACCGUGGGCGUGGGCUGGGUGUGCGCCAAGGGAUCGAAUCACUAUGGCAUGGCCGGCUGGUAUGCCAUCCGCGCCAUGGAGCAGGGUCUGGUGGGCAUGUCCAUGACGAACACCUCUCCGUUGAUGGCGCCCACCAGGGCAAAGGAAGCUGCUCUAGGCACCAACCCCCUUUCUCUGGGAGCCAACGCCACCAAUGGCGACAAAUUCCUCCUGGACAUGGCCACCACUGCUGUGGCCGUGGGCAAGAUCGAGAUCCAGCGUCGCAAGGGAGCCCCGCUGCCCGAUGGCUGGGCCCAGGAUCCCGCAGGCAAUGUGACCAAUGACGCCGAGCUGGGCUUUGCCACCGGAUGCCUGAUGCCGCUGGGAGGAUCCGAGUUAACCUCAGGCUACAAGGGCUACGGCCUGGGCGCCAUGGUCGACAUCCUGUCCGGCGUGAUGUCCGGCGCCAACUACUCCACGCAGGUGCGCAAGUGGACACAUGCUGGCGCCGACUCGGCUGCCGAUCUUGGCCAGGUCUUCAUUGCCGUGGAUCCCAAUUGCUUUGCUCCCAACUUCGAGGAGCGGAUGACUGACUUCAAUUCCCGUUUGAGGGGCACCACGCCGACCGAUCCCAGCAAGCCCGUCCUUUUGGCGGGGGACAAGGAGGGCCAGGGAAUGGCUGCCGUCGAUGCCGCCGGCGGAAUCCAGUAUCUGGAGAACCAGCUCAAGACCUGCGCCAACCUGGCCGAGAAACUCAAGAUCCAGCCCCUGACCUUCGUCUAGGCUGGGGACUCAAGGAAGCUAAGGAUUUGAAAGAGGGGAGCCUAGCUCGCCCGUUGCCAUAUGCUGGAGACGCUUCUGCAUUUCGCCGGACCAAAGCACUACGUUACUUUACACUGCAAGAAAUAUUGAUAUUCGCAACAGCUUGAUUCUGUUACAUAUCCCCUCCUGUGGGACCCUAAAUUUACCAUUAACGAUAGCAAUAAUUCGUAGAGUAAAGACUUGCAGUUUGCACUUUUACAAUAGAUAUGGGAUAUCGAAAUUUCUUGUACGAAUAGAUUAUGAAUAACUGAACUAUAUAUUAUACACUACCUGCCUGUUUUUGGCACUUGAUAUAGCCGUUUAUGUGUUCAACAAAUACGUAAUUAUUAAAUUUACAAUGAUAUAUUAUGUGAAUUAAAAUUCGUUGGGGAAAAAAAUA
Molecule: messenger RNA, 1750 nt
Organism: Drosophila kikkawai
Lineage: Eukaryota; Metazoa; Arthropoda; Insecta; Diptera; Drosophilidae
Molecular function (GO): oxidoreductase activity
Source: RefSeq, a predicted model, not a curated record